AUGGAUUCUCGCAGUCUUCUGCUUCCUAUUAGUGCGUCUAAAGAGGAGAUCGUUUGCGCAUUAGAAUCUUCGGAUACCCUAAUCAUCACUGGAGAAACAGGAAGUGGAAAAUCUACCCAAGUGCCCAUUAUCAUAUAUGAAGCCUUCCUCAGUGCAGCAUCCAAAAAUGCCAUCAUUUGCGUCACACAGCCAAAGAGAAUAGCAGCCAUGACACUUGCCAAAAGAGUCUCCUAUGAAAUGUCUGUUAAGUUGAAAGACUCCUCAAUCGAUACCAAACUUGGUGGGCUUGUUGGCUAUUCUGUUCGGUUUGAUGAUAAGACAUCAUCGUCUACCAGGAUCAAGUAUGUGACAGAUGGCAUGUUGCUUCGAGAAUAUCUUAUAGACCAUACACUUUCCACAUACGCUUACAUUUGCAUUGACGAAGUUCAUGAGCGAUCCAUGAGGACAGAUAUCCUUUUGGGCCUGCUCCGAGAUCUUCAGAACUCAAGAAAGCUCAAGAUAAUUCUCAUGUCCGCUACGAUGGAAUAUGAAAAGUUUUUCAAUUUUUUUUCCAGGCCAUCCCUUCCAAAAGAAUUGAGCGUAAAGAAAGUCCAUGUCAUUGGGCGUCAGUUUCCGGUCUCGAUUUUUUAUACUGAAGAGCCUCAAAAGGACUAUGUAGAGGCAGCCGUUUUGACCGUUUUUCAAAUCCACUUUGAAAGUCCGCCUGAAGGGGAUAUUUUAGUUUUUCUUACAGGGCAAGAAGACAUCGAGGCGGCCCGUUCCAUUAUAAUUUCCAAUAGCCCGAAGGACAAUAAUUGGAAAGGAUCUCCUUCUUUGAGCAUUGUCCCUAUUUAUGCAGCGCUUCCACCUCAUCAGCAAAUGGAGGCAUUUAAAAGAUCGCCCCCAGGAACAAGAAAAGUGAUAUUGGCAACCAACAUUGCCGAGUCUUCAGUUACCAUUCCUGGGAUCAGAUAUGUUGUUGACUGCGGGCUUUCAAAGUCUCGGGCUUUUCAUAGCAAUUUUGGCCUGGAAAGUUUGAUAAUAUCGCCAAUAUCGAAAGCAUCUGCUUUACAGCGUGCAGGUAGAGCGGGAAGAGAGGUAACGAGCGUUGAAAUUUACGGUAGGGACCCGGUUAUUGCUAUCGCCUUUAUACUGAGAGUUGCUUUUCCUCUCUGGUUCCUUCUACGGUUCCGGAAAUCAAAAAGUAUUUGCAAUUUGGCCAAUUUGUCAAACAUCAUUUUGUUCAUGAAAGCAUCUGGAAUCUCCGACAUUCUUUCUUUUGGUUACAUAGACCCGCCACAUCGGUCUUCUAUUGUAUCUGCAUUGGCGUCCCUGCAUUCUCUUGGCGCGCUUGAUAAGUGUGGUAACAUUACAGAGCUUGGGAAAAAAAUGUCUUUAUUCCCGUUGGAUCCCUUUCUUUCGAGGACCAUCUUGGCAGCGGGAGAUCUUCAAUGUGCAGAGCAAGUUUUGUCAAUUGUGGCUUUGCUUUCCGUUGAAAAUCUAGUUUUCAAAUCCAAAAAAGAGCUAUCAGUGGAGGUUGACAGCGGCGAUUCUUAUGAGCCAAUUAGCUCACUCGAUACGGAACAGAACGUCCCUGCUCUUAUUGACUUUUACCAUCCAAGGGGUGACCAUCUUACUUUGUUGAACAUUUACGAGUCAUACGCCAAAGCAACGGAUAAAAAAACGUGGUUCAGCUCCCAUCCUUCAAUAAACAGAAAGUCAUUUGUAAUGGCAUUGAGGACUAGGGAGCAGCUCUGGGGGUUCUGCAAAAAGGCCUCCAUUACAACAUCGUCAAAUGCAGCGGACUCGGAGACAAUUCUGAAGGCAUUUAUUGAGGGCUUCUCUUCAAAUAUUUCUGUACUCACACUGCCUUCUAAAAGAUAUAAAGGUCUGUCGUCAAACCAGGAAGUUUCCAUCCACCCUUCUUCGGCUCUUUUUUACAAAAAGUCUAAAGCCAAAUAUUUAAUGUUUAAUGAACUUGUAUUCACAUCCAAGUCAUUUAUGAGAGGGGUUUCCAUCAUUGAUGGGCUGAUUGGAAAGGAAGCUGCAAUGUAG
Messenger RNA from Mitosporidium daphniae, 2034 nucleotides. RefSeq lists its product as uncharacterized. Gene Ontology annotation, molecular function: RNA binding; ATP binding. The transcript is spliced from 4 exons. NCBI's taxonomy places the organism in Eukaryota, Fungi, Microsporidia. Bases 1 to 2034 code for a protein of 677 amino acids. The record is from RefSeq and is a predicted model, not a curated record. Gene Ontology annotation, cellular component: intracellular anatomical structure; catalytic step 2 spliceosome.